AAAAUUCGCGAUAUAUAACAAUUUGUGAUAUAUUUGCAUCAUAUAAUAAUAGAAUAGAGCUUUUUUUCCUUUUUCAUCUCAUCUCCCAAAUCCUGGUGAUAUCUGAUGAUGGAAAACGUUAAUGAAAUUCCUGCCUUACAUGGUGAUGAUUAUCAUCAUCAUUCUGAUGUUGUUGAAAAACCUUUAGAAAAGAUAGAUGUCGAUAAUAACAGCAUUAAUAAUAAUAAUAAUAAUAAUGAAAAUGGAAAUGAAAAAAUGAUUGAAACAAAAAUUUCAAAAUCCGAACAAUCAUUAUCCGAUAAUAAUAAACAAUCAUAUAAUAAAACAUUUAUGUAUCAAAUUCGUACACAAUUAUUAGGUAUUCGUUUUCUUCAAAAUGAACGUAAAGGUUUUGAACAAGAAGUUGAACGUUCAAUGCAUAAAUUAAAAGUUAAUCAUGAAAUGAAUGCAAUUGAUAAUGGUGAUUUACCUGAAAUUCUAAUCAAUAUUCCUCAUACUAUAAAUGAUUUUGUUAUUAUUGAAUUUGUUAACAAAACAAUGGAUGAUGAAAAAUUAUUUUCAUUGAUUCAAAAAUGUAAUGAAGAAUUUUUCGAUAAUUUACAUCCAAAUGAUGUACAAAUUGUACGUGAUGCAUUAUUAAUACAUCCGAUCAGAAUUUUAGUUAAUCAAUUAUUUUUAUAUCGUGGCCAAUUAAAUACACCAGUUGAACGUUGUUUAACAAUGACAACAAUUUUUUCAUUACUUUCAUCACCUUCAACGGCAAAACAACGACAACAAAAUCGUUAUCAACAAUGUUUGAUAGCACAAUUUGAAUCACCGGCACAGGUUACCGAUGUAUUGAAUGUAUUUCGUAAAUUACAUGGUAUUAUGAAUCAAUUUCAACCAUUAUCAACAAAUAUUGUUGUAUCACGUGUUAAUGAAUAUAAAAUUGUAAUGAAUGCCGAGGUUGAAAUUCAAGAAGAAAUUAGUGAUGGAAAAUGGCAAACUUGUCCACGUGAAAAAGAUAGUUUUAAAAUUCGUACCAAUAUUGAUAAACGUAUCAUAAUCAAUUUACAACAAGAUCUAACACAUUAUAAUUUUCCAAUGAUAAGAAUUGAACGUUGUUUUGGAAUGCUAUUGUCACCCGGACGAAAUGUUUCACCAAAUCAAAUGGUAGCUAUUGGUUUAAAUUCGAUGAGUUCAUCGAUACCGAAUCCGGAAACGGCACCAACACAAUCACAAUGGCAAAUUGUUGCCAGUUGGAUUCCAACCGAAAUCGAUUCGGAUCAUUUAAAUACUGAAACAACACGAAGUAGUCGUGUAUAUUUUACUAUUGCAUUGGAUUUAAUUCUGGAAAAUAUUGAAGAACCAAUUCGAUUUAUUUUCGAAUCAAAAGCAAAAAUCAUUCCAACAUCGAUAUCAGCAACUGAAAAAUUUUGGAAAAAUUUAGCUAAUCUUUCGAAAAAUUCACAACAUUAUAUGCAUGAAUCAUUUUCAUUGAUUGUUCGACAACGACCAGAUAUGCAUGGCCGUAUUAUUUAUGAUGUAAUUUCUUGUCUUUCAUCAACGCAAAUCGCUAUGCAAAAACAGCGAUUAUCAUUGCAGCUUAAUUUGAAUAAAAUAUCGGAAAGUUCAAAAGAGAAUUCUACUCCGACACCCAGUUCACCAUUGCCCGAAGAAGAACAACAACAUGAUAAUAAUAAUAAUGAUGAUGAUGAACCAUUACAAAGUGGAUCUGGUUCGGUUCGACGUGAAUGUUCACAAAAUGAAAUUCAAGCCUGGCAUAACAUUAUGGAAAAAUGGAAUAAAGAAAAUCUAUCUGUACGACCACGACAAUUGGCCAAUAUGAUAAGACGUGGUGGAAUUCCACAAGCUUUACGGCCAGAAAUAUGGCAGCUAUUAUCUGGUGCACAUGAAAUUGAAGAAAAAAUAUUACCAAAAUAUAAGCUAUUUGUUACACAAGAAUCUUCAUAUGAAUCAAUCAUUUUACGUGAUAUUUCGCGUACAUUUACUGCUCAUGAAAAAUUUCGUGAUUCUGGAUCGGAUCAACAAGAAUCAUUGUUUCGUAUUUGUAAAGCAUAUUCAAAUUAUGAUUCGGAAAUUGGCUAUUGUCAAGGUCUUUCAUAUUUGAUUGCAGCUCUUUUGUUGAAUAUGCCCGAAGAACAGGCAUUCCUAGUGCUGAUACAAAUCAUGUAUCGUUAUGGUUUACGUGAUUUGUUUAAAAGUGGUCUAGAAAAUUUACAUUGUAAAUUUUAUCAACUUGAACGAUUAUUAGACGAACAAAUACCCGAACUUUAUUGCCAUUUUAUUGAUCUACAUAUCGAAGCUCAUAUGUAUGCAUCACAAUGGUUUUUAACAUUAUUCACUACAAAAUUUCCAUUGAAUGUUGUGUUUCGAAUUAUUGAUCUAUUUCUGUUGGAUGAAAUGGAUGUUAUUCUACAGAUCGCUUUAGGAUUGUUACAAAUGUCUAAAAAUGAUCUAUUAGCAUUAGAUUUUGAAGGUAUUAUGAAAUAUUUUCGGGUCACUUUACCUAAAAUUUAUCGUGUUGAUGAUUCGGCUGCUCAAUUGAUUAAAAAAUCUAUCAAAAUCAAUGUCAAGAAAUCAAAAAAAUAUGAAGCUCAAUUCAAAGAAUGGCAGGAAAAGAAUCGUGAUCCAUUGGAAAUUUUGCAAACGGAAAAUAAACGAUUAAUGCAGACGGUUGCCCGGUUAGAACAGGAAAACGAUGAUCAAGCAAUGGAACUGAUCGGAUUAUGCCAAUCCAAAAUACGGAUGAAAAUUGAGGUUGAUCGUGCUGAAGAUAAAGCUGACACACUUAACAACUUAUUAUUACAGACUCGAACUAAAUUGGUCGAUUCUGAUGAUGAUCGUAAACAAUUGAAUGAAGAGCUUAAAAAUUUAAAGGACAAGUAUCGUCAUGAAAUUGAUCGUUUCGAAUUGGAAACUAAAAAUGAACGGAAAAUUAUCGAAGAAUAUAAACAAAUCUGUAAAAAUUAUCAGGAAAAAUAUGAAAAAUGUCGAGAAGAUUCGAAUAAAAUGAUGGAAAAAAUACUUAAUGAAAUAAAAACAUGUCAAAAUUGUACAGAAAUUGUUAGAAAAAUUAUGCAUUCAGAAACGGAUAAUUCGAUCGAUCAAAAUAAUCAUAGUAGUAAUGGUCAGAUUGAAGAAGAACAAGAUAAAGCUAAACAAGAUCUUUAUCGACGAAUUGUCGAUCUGGAAUCCGAAUUGAUCAAAACAAAGAUUGCUUUGGCCGAAUCUGAAGAUCGUAAUGGGCAAUUGAUGGGAAAAUUACAUUCAACAACUUCAGAAUUGAAUUUAUUAAAAGCAGAAAAUGAUGAACGUGCAGCAAUGGCAAAUAAUACUUGGUUUACAAAAACAUUAUUAUCAUUUCGUGAUGCAACAAAUUCAUCUUCAUCAUCAUCAUCAUCAACACAAACAAAACAUGUGAAACAAAGUAAUUCAAUUUCAUCGGGAAUUGCAUCAUCAUUAUCAAACGAAUCAUCAUUGAACAAUAGUCAACAAACUAAUCAAACCAAUAAUAAUGAGCCACAAAAAUCAAAUAUGAAUAAUAAAUUUCGACGUAACAGUAGUCAAAGUGAACAUUGAAAACAAAACAAAAAAAAUUCAUCAAAUAUAAAAUGUGCAAACAAAAAACAAAACAAAACAAUCAUUUUCUAGUCUG
Molecule: messenger RNA, 3658 nt
Organism: Dermatophagoides pteronyssinus (European house dust mite)
Lineage: Eukaryota; Metazoa; Arthropoda; Arachnida; Sarcoptiformes; Pyroglyphidae
Gene: GAPcenA
Product: GTPase activating protein and centrosome-associated
Biological process (GO): regulation of GTPase activity
Molecular function (GO): GTPase activator activity; small GTPase binding
Source: RefSeq, a predicted model, not a curated record